CAGGCCGUUCUGACGCAAGGCGCCGGAAGGCGUGUUGCACUGCGUCUUCGCCGUCAAUGCAAACGAAGUAAGAGGCACAGAGUCCCAGCUCAAAACCGCAUUCAAGACAAGAUGGCAGGGUUGCCCCGCAGGAUCAUUAAGGAAACACAGCGUUUGUUGGCAGAGCCAGUGCCAGGUAUAAAGGCAGAGCCAGAUGAGGGGAAUGCUCGCUACUUCCACGUGGUCAUUGCCGGACCUCAAGACUCCCCAUUUGAGGGAGGAACUUUUAAACUUGAACUCUUUCUUCCUGAAGAAUAUCCAAUGGCAGCUCCGAAAGUACGCUUCAUGACCAAAAUAUAUCACCCUAAUGUAGACAAGCUGGGAAGAAUAUGUCUAGAUAUUUUGAAAGAUAAGUGGUCUCCAGCCUUGCAGAUCCGCACAGUGCUGCUAUCAAUCCAGGCAUUACUAAGUGCUCCCAACCCUGAUGAUCCUCUAGCAAAUGAUGUCGCAGAACAAUGGAAGUCUAAUGAAGCUCAAGCCAUAGAGACAGCCCGAACAUGGACCAGGCUUUAUGCCGGAAACAAUAUUGAAGUCUAAAAAUGUAUGCGGGACAAAAAAAAAUGGAAGUCAAGAGUGAACACAACUCCAUGUUCCAACAGUCUGCCACAGUCUUAGGAAACAAACAAUUAUGAUAAAACAAACUGUAAAGAAUAUAUUAACAAAGUAAAAAGAGAACUGCAGACAAUUUGUGAUUUUAAAUGCACAUUAGUACAAAAAACGUCUUUGUCCAGAUUCACUGCUGUUCAGAUGCAUGGGCAGAUGAUCGACUCCUACGGCUUUCUUUUACAGUGGUUGGGAAGGCAGCCUUAGACUUCUGCUAUGAAGCAUGCAUUAAACUGACUGUAAUUUGUCACAUUUGUUUUGUUUUUUUUUCUGGGGGUAACUUUUUAUAUUUCUUUUAACCUUUUUUUUUUUUUUUUGCUCUUUGUUAAUAAGAAGCAGCAGAUUAGCCCCCAUUUAGAGCACCUUUUCUGUCAAACUGCAGACUUGCCCUCUUAGAAAACCUAGUUGAAUAUAUAGUUUCACUAAAAUGGAAAAGACGCAAGAUUUAACCAAAAUUCAAAAUGUAAUUUCACCAGGGAAAUGGUUCAACUGUUCAACACAGAGACCCUUACGUAGAUUUGAUUUAUGUUUUAGACUAUGGGCAAGGUAGAGCUAGAAAGAAGGGAGAUUUUGGGUAAUAUUUCUUUUUGUAUACAAAUGUAUGAUAUUCUGUUUUAGUUUUGUUUAUCUAUCUUGCCAUCACUGUACUAAUUGCACUCUCAAAAUUCCAACAUUGUGUGCUUUUUUUUUUUCUUCUUGUGUCUGUCACAGUCCAGUGCAUAAAUAUUCAUUUGUCUGUUUCUUCCUUUAAGCUAUUAUUUCGAAACGGCUGAAAGGGGCUGGAGGUGAAUGAUGAAUAGUGAGAUUUUAGUAAAAGCGGGAGGGAUGGUAAUGUUUGCAAAAACAUCACAAAUGAUCAAUAAAGGCUUUGUCUCAAUUAC
Molecule: messenger RNA, 1523 nt
Organism: Xyrauchen texanus (razorback sucker)
Lineage: Eukaryota; Metazoa; Chordata; Actinopteri; Cypriniformes; Catostomidae
Gene: ube2na
Product: ubiquitin-conjugating enzyme E2Na
Exons: 4
Coding region: 112-576 (154 amino acids)
Biological process (GO): protein K63-linked ubiquitination; DNA damage tolerance
Cellular component (GO): nucleus
Molecular function (GO): ubiquitin conjugating enzyme activity
Source: RefSeq, a predicted model, not a curated record